This is a messenger RNA of Microbotryum saponariae, 1938 nucleotides long. NCBI's taxonomy places the organism in Eukaryota, Fungi, Basidiomycota, Microbotryomycetes, Microbotryales, Microbotryaceae. The record is from the annotation of a GenBank genome assembly.
AUGAACCUCUCUACACCGCCGUAUCGCCGCUCGAGGCAGUCGUCCGGCACCUCGUCCUCGCUCGCGACGCCCUCGACCCCGAGCCAUGGUCCCUCACACGAUCUGUCGAGCUCGCAGUCGUCGUUGCAUCCGCUCGGCUCGUCGUCCAAGCGACGCUUUGCAGCUCCUCCACGCGACAGGGGGCAAGUAGCGACACCUGUCGGCAAGUUUCUCGCUCGGGAGGGGCUCCAACGAACACCAGGCCAGAGUCCACGACGGGUUCGACAGCGCAGUUUGGCAGAAAAGUAGGGCGCACAGCCGCGACGACGUCAUCCAACUCGAGGCUGCUGCUCGUCAGCCGUGCGCACUCGGAGCUGACACCCUGUUCGUGUGUGUGUGUGCUGUGACAGAGCGAUCGACUGGCCAUCGAAUGCGAUCCUUUCCAUGUCGACCUCGUGGGAACUGCUCUCGUUCGACGCCGCCGGGAUUCCGCUCGGCAUCGGAUUGAACGUGCUUCACCUCGUGCUCCGACUGCCGAGUUUCGCGAGCGUGCUCCCGAGAUGGAUCACCCGCUCUUCGUCGGUCAGGUCCUCGAGGUUCCUCGCCCAUCCGAGCGAUUUCAAGACGGCCGAACAACGCCUGCGGGCGCUCAGGCUGCAGGCGAUGCAGAGUCAGAGGCUGAGCUGGGGCUGGCUCGUACGUCAGGCGUCGGACAGCACGGACUUGGAUCAAAUUCUGCCAAAGGGGUGCUGAUCAGAUCUGGCUGCCUUGCUGCAGGCGACGAUCCUUUCGAUAGUGUUGGUCGCCAUCUCACUUGGCAAUGCGGCCUACCUCUUCACGCGGCGGCGCAAGUACCACCUCAUGCUCCGAAAGGUCUGAUCACGUCGCUCUCUUUUCUAAGCGCUCCGACGACCUGACUCGCCCUUCCUUUCCUCUCACCGUGCCGCCGCAGGACCCACUGGCCUCUCCCAACGCUCGCUCAACAACGCUGGACUUUCAAGCCCCUCCAAACGCCCCCACUCGUCCUACACGGCGAAGCUUCUUCUCCUUCCUCAAAGGUCUCCUCUUUGCCAAGUCGAAAGCCAGCGACGACGACGGCACCGACGAGCCCAAAUCGUUCGAAGUGCAAGAGCUCGACGUCUGGACGCCGGACUACGUCAAAUGGUCCCUUCUCAUCUUUUCGUGCGUUCAUGUCCAGGAACCCUCCUUCGUACUCGGUCCGUGUUGGCUGAUGUUCAACGACAUCGCGAAUACCCUAGUUUUUACCCACCACCUUUGGCGGUCUUGUACCAUUUCCUCACGCCCUAUAACCUCAUCCCGUUUGCACUCGUAGGUGCAUUGGUCGUAAUGCAGGUAACUUAACCAACCCCCCCCCCCUCUCAUCCUCCGAAUCCACCUCCUAACCCCCCUCUCCCACUCGCACAGACGACGCUCCUCAUCCAUUCGUACACCCACCUCCUCUCCGAUCGACAAACGGUGCAAUCCGAACUCAUGCACGAAUACAACGCGCGCUUCGUCCACCCUCGUCUGUUUGUACAAAAGUAUGAUAAAGCGACGACCACGAUCGAUCCCGAGUUCGAGGGUUUCAGGACGGAGUAUAGGAGGCGUACUUUGGGGUCCGAUAGUGGGAUCGGGUUGGAGGAGGGGAGUGUGCGCAGUGCGGGGAGCUCGAGAAUUGGUUUGGGGGGGAGUGGGAGGAAGAAGAGGAUGGGUAGUGUAGGACUUGGUCGGAGGGAGCGGUAUGAACCGGAGGAGGAGGAGGAGGAGCAAGAGGAAGAAGAACCGAGUGAUCCUGAGGAUCAAGUCGUUGAAAACCACACGUACCGCGUCGAGCACUUGAAGGCAAGUGGAAGGAAAUUGGUCAGUGCGUCGACCUCGACGUCGAGUUUGACGAACACAGCAACGUCUUCUGGUAGUGGUGGCAGGAGAGGUAGGAAGAGUGUUGGGUAUGGGUUAUAG